Molecule: messenger RNA, 766 nt
Organism: Microdochium trichocladiopsis
Lineage: Eukaryota; Fungi; Ascomycota; Sordariomycetes; Xylariales; Microdochiaceae
Exons: 3
Coding region: 188-766 (192 amino acids)
Source: RefSeq, a predicted model, not a curated record
GGCAGUCGUGGCGGCGCCGCGGCUGGGGGAGGGAGCAUCAUUUUAAGCAAGGCGAGACAUGGUGUGACGGUGGCACGCGUGCCGGGCCCUGAUUCGGCCUCUGCCUGAGUCCUUCGCAAUAUCGAGCCGCAAGGCAGACUGGUUCAGCCCGGCCAGGGGAAUCGGCACCAUUUGGACGUGGAGAAACAUGGACGGGUUUGAGUUUGCCAAUGAGUGGCCAGGCGUGGGGCAUGAAUCUGCAGGGUGCAGUUCAGCUCUCGCUUGGACCCAGCAGAUCGUCAGUGCCGUCUGGUCUCGUCCGUCUUUGGCCUGGAUAGCCUGGGGGAGCUCGGACGUCUGGCUGGUUGGCGUUGGUGUCGUCGUCCCUGUGGAGAUGAGCGUGUGUUGUGCCCAGUCGAGAUUGUUGCCUCGCGCCGACGGUUCGCCUCCGCCUCCGGCACUCAAUCCUGGCCAGGCCGCCCCUCACGGCUCUCGAAACAGUGGCUGGCCGAUCCGCGCAGCGCUGAGGGCCGGCUGUCUGUCUCAUCUCGACAAGAUCUUGGGGUUGCCAGACCACGGCCGGCGUCCUCAGGUCAAGUGUAUCGAGUCUUUCUUCUCACAGGAACGACAAGAAUGCCAUGUAAUUAGAACCCUGCGCAAGUUCCCGUCCACCAAGGAACGUGCCUGCGCUACCCAAGGGCACCCCUACGGCCGGGUCAUCAAUCUCUUUAGCGCCAACCCUUCUGCGCCUCUGCCCACACAAAACACCCGAUCAACCUCCAGUUAG